UUGGUUUUACUUUGAUUGUUGAGUAUUUCUUUUACCUGACAUCAUAUAUCAGUGUAGUUUGAUUUCCAUAAAGCAAGCUGACAUCUUCCAUACACACAGAGCCCAAUGCUCCUCAGAGCUUCAGCAGAGAAACAGUAAGCACAACUACCAUUGGUCUGAGCUGGACUGCACCUGACAGUGCCUACAAUGCAACAUUUGCCAAGUACAGAAUCACAUACUCCAGGGCAGAUGACAGUCAAACUGUGAUGAUGAAUGAGACCACCUCCACCAGCUUCACUUUGACAGGACUGUCCCCAGGUGUUCUGUACACCAUCAGGCUAGUAGCAGUAAGUCAUCAGCCUGAUGAAACUGUAUGUGCAGAGGCUUCAGGAGGACCUCUGACUGUCAGGACAAUGCCAAAUGCGCCACAGAACUUCAGUGGUGAAACUCAAGGUACAACAACCAUUGGUCUAAGCUGGAUGGCCCCUGACAGUACCAAUGGUGCAACAUUUGACAAGUACGAGAUCACAUACACCCCAUUUGGUGGUGCCAGGCAGACAGUAGAGGUCGAUGACCCCUCUGACACCAGCACCAGUCUGACAGGCCUGUCCCCAGGAGUUCAGUACAGCAUCAGUCUGGUGACUGUGAGUGCAGACCCUAACCCUACUGAAAGUGUAGAGGCUUCAGGAGGACCUCUGACUGUCAGGACAAUGCCCAAUGCACCACAGCGCUUCAGUGGUGAAACUCAGGGUACAACCACCAUUGCUUUGACCUGGAUGGCCCCUGACAGUACCAACAAUGCAACAUUUGACAAGUACAGGAUCACAUACACCCCAUCCGGUGGCAAUGAUGAGACCAAGGAGGUCACUGCCAACACCACCACUUUGACAGGACUGUCCCCAGGUGUUCUGUACACCAUCAGGCUAGUAGCAGUAAGUCAUCAGCCUGAUGAAACUGUCAGUGCAGAGGCUUCAGGAGGACCUCUGACUGUCAGGACAAAACCCAAUGCUCCUAGAGACUUUACUAGGACAGCUGUUAGCACAACCACCAUUGGUCUGAGCUGGAAUGCACCUGACAGUACAAACGGUGCAGCAUUUGCCAAGUACAGAAUCACAUACACACCAUCUGGUGGUACGGAGCAGCCUAAAGAGGUCACUACCACCAGCACCACUCUGACAGGACUGUCCCCAGGUGUUCUGUACACCGUCAGUCUGGUGGCUGUGAGUGCAGAUGACAAUAUAAUCAGUGCAGAGGCUUCAGGAGGACCUCUGACUGUCAGGACAAAACCCAACGCACCCCAGGAAUUUGCUGAGACAAGUACAACAACAGACAGUGUUUCUCUAAACUGGACUACACCCGACAGUGCCAACAAUGCAGCAUUUGCCAAGUACAGAAUCACAUACUCCAGUGACGGUGGCAGCCAGAUCAAAGAGCUCAAUGACACUGGUACCACGAGCACCACUCUGACAGGACUGUCCCCAGGUGUUCAGUACACCAUCAGUCUGGUGACUGUCAGUGAUGAACCCUAUGUUACAGUCAGUGCAGAGGCAACAGGAGGACCUCUGACUGUCAGGACAAAACCCAAUGCUCCUAGUGGCUUUACUGAGACAACUGUAAACACAACAGCCAUUAGUCUGAGCUGGACAGCACCUGGCAGUGCCAACAGUGCAACAUUUGCCAAGUACAGGAUCACAUAUUCUGCCAAUGGCAACAGUCAAGUCAAAGAGAUCACGGACACCGCUGCCACCAGCACCACUCUGACUGGACUGUCUCCAGGAGUUCUAUACACCAUCAGUUUGGUGGCUGUGAGUGCAGAUCCAACUGUUACAGUCAGUCAGGAGGCUGGAGGAGGACCAAUCUCUGUCAGGACAAAGGCAGACAAGCCAACAGAUCUGGAAGCAACUUCUGUAAACACCACAGCUAUCGCUCUGAAUUGGAUGCAGCCAGAUUCAGGAACAUUUCAUGGUUACGAACUGUCCUACACAAGCGCAGAUUCGGGUGUCACCAACAAUAGAACUAUCGACAAUGAGACUGUCACAGAAACCACUCUUACAGGCCUGAAACCAGGGGAUCUGUAUGAUAUAUCAGUCUUAGCUUUCAGUGGAAGUGGCAAUGCUAUUGUCAGGAGUGAGACCGACAACCUUCAAGUCAGAACAUUCCCAGAGAAGCCUGUUGGCUUGACAUGCACUAAAAUUGAAAGACAACUUCAAAUUAAUCUGGACUGGAAUAAACCAGCAGCCUCAAUAGUGGACCGUUACGAGGUGCUUGUGACAGAAGAUGGAGAUGGAAAUCGCACCAUUCCCAGGGAAGAAACAACAGCUGAAGUAGACAAUCUGAAAGCUGACACAGAAUACACAUUUUAUGUGGUUACCAUCACUGGGACCCGACGCAGUGCAAAUUCCUCUGCUACCUGUAAAACUGACCUAGCACCUCCACCUGAUGUUACGAAGCCAAAUGUGACUGGCCCACCAACCGAACCACCCAAAACAUCCUCUUUUGUUGUCAAUUUGGACACCAGUGCCUUUGAUGAAAGUAAUGGGGAUAUACAAGUUUAUAAUGUUCUUGUCCAGGAGUAUGAUGAAGAUGAGUCAAGUAAGUUUGCAUUUGUCGCAACAAUUUUUUCAUAA
Molecule: messenger RNA, 2606 nt
Organism: Branchiostoma floridae (Florida lancelet)
Lineage: Eukaryota; Metazoa; Chordata; Leptocardii; Amphioxiformes; Branchiostomatidae
Product: fibronectin-like
Exons: 9
Coding region: 246-2606 (786 amino acids)
Molecular function (GO): protein binding
Source: RefSeq, a predicted model, not a curated record